This is a messenger RNA of Drosophila busckii, 1060 nucleotides long. RefSeq names its product cytosolic Fe-S cluster assembly factor NUBP1 homolog (gene Nubp1). Gene Ontology annotation, biological process: iron-sulfur cluster assembly. The record is from RefSeq and is a predicted model, not a curated record. Lineage: Eukaryota; Metazoa; Arthropoda; Insecta; Diptera; Drosophilidae. Gene Ontology annotation, molecular function: ATP-dependent FeS chaperone activity; ATP binding; 4 iron, 4 sulfur cluster binding. Bases 67 to 1002 code for a protein of 311 amino acids. The transcript has a single exon. Gene Ontology annotation, cellular component: cytosol.
CAAAUCGGUUUUCUUAUCAACGACACCCACUUGUGUGUUUUGUUUUUAUUUCACAAGAUUAACAAAAUGCAAGCGCCACCACCAGAACACUGUCCCGGCGUGGAAAGCGAGCAAGCUGGCAAGGUUAGCGCCUGUGCCGGCUGCCCAAAUCAGAGCAUAUGCAGUGAUCCCAGCAAGAAAAUGGAAGAUCCAGGAAAGGCACUGGUAGCCGCUGCAAUGAAAGAUGUCAAGCACAAGCUGCUGAUACUGUCUGGCAAAGGAGGCGUGGGCAAAAGCACAGUCACAACGCUAUUGACACGUUACUUGGCACGCAGCUGUCCCGAGAGCAACUUUGGCGUGCUGGACAUAGACAUCUGUGGACCGUCGCAGCCGCGACUAUUAGGCGCUUUGGGUGAGAAUGUGCAUCAGUCUGGAUCCGGCUGGUCACCGGUGGGCAUCGAUGACAACGUGUGUCUUAUGUCAAUAGGCUUUCUGCUGGGGUCAGUGGAUGAUGCAAUCAUCUGGCGUGGUCCCAAGAAGAACGGCAUGAUUCGACAGUUUCUUAGUGAGGUUGACUGGGGCAACUUGGAUUUGCUGUUGCUGGAUACCCCGCCAGGCACUUCGGAUGAGCAUCUGAGUGUGGUGUCCUAUCUUCGCGACGAUUCAGCGCCGCAAUCCGCUCUGAGCGCAAUUAUAGUGACCACGCCGCAGGAGGUGGCGCUGCUGGACGUCCGCAAGGAGAUAAACUUUUGCAAGAAACAACGUAUACCCAUCCUAGGAGUUAUUGAGAACAUGGCCAGCUUUCGCUGUGGUCAUUGCGGCAAUAGCUCUGAAAUAUUCCCCGCUAAGACAGGCGGUGCCGCGGCAAUGUGUGCUGAAAUGGGGGUGCCAUUGCUAGGCUCUCUACCGCUGGAUCCGCUUGUAACCAAAGCCUGUGAUGCAGGAGAGGACAUUACUGCUAUGCGGAACGAGACUACUGAAGCGCUGGCAAGCAUAUGCGCCAAGAUUAAAGCAAGCUUUUAAUUUUGCAGGGGGUUUUAUAUAAAAGUGUUGUUAAUUAAAUACUUUGCCAAUUGUUUGA